AGGUGUUUUAUAUUUUUCAUUCUGUCACUGAGAUAUAAUGAAAACAAAAUGCUAGCAAGCAUCGUUCAGAGCUUUGUAUGUCCCUCAUGUCAUGAUGAGACACAGUUCUCAGAAGAACAAGAGAUCUUAAAACAUCUUUUAUGUGAUCACAAGCUAGUCAUCGCUGAGAGGAAACUCAUUGCCGAUUUACCCAGGUAUCUCAGCUACUGGAGGAAGCGUUUCCAGGAUGCACCUUUGGAGACCUUCUGUCCUGUGAUUCGCACUAACAGUGAUUUGAGUCCAGAGAUACAAGAAGACUACUACCUUCUCUGUGAUGCUCUUCCUGAAGACAGGGAAAUCCGUGUAACACUUCAAAAGGAGAAAUUGAAAUGGGUACUGGAGCAAUAUGAGAAGGAGAGAAAUGAUCCUGCAUUCUCUCAUUCAUGUCUCUUCUGUAAACAAGUCUAUGUUGGGGACAGAGCAGAGCUUUUGAAUCAUUUGGCCUUCGAUCACCACUUCAGCAUUGGGCAUCCAGAUAACAUCGUCUUUCUGAAGGAAUUCUUGAAUCUCAUUGAGCAGAAGCUGACCAUGUUGAGGUGCUUAUACUGCGAGAAAGACUUUCGAGACUGGAGUAUCCUCAAGGAACACAUGAGGAAGAAGCUGCAUAAAAAGAUUAAUCCCAGAAACCAGGAAUAUGAUAAAUUCUACCUCAUCAAUUACCUGGAGUUUGGGAAAUCAUGGCAGGAUGUCCAGAAAUGGGUACUGGAGCAAUAUGAGAAGGAGAGAAAUGAUCCUGCAUUCUCUCAUUCAUGUCUCUUCUGUAAACAAGUCUAUGUUGGGGACAGAGCAGAGCUUUUGAAUCAUUUGGCCUUCGAUCACCACUUCAGCAUUGGGCAUCCAGAUAACAUCGUCUUUCUGAAGGAAUUCUUGAAUCUCAUUGAGCAGAAGCUGACCAUGUUGAGGUGCUUAUACUGCGAGAAAGACUUUCGAGACUGGAGUAUCCUCAAGGAACACAUGAGGAAGAAGCUGCAUAAAAAGAUUAAUCCCAGAAACCAGGAAUAUGAUAAAUUCUACCUCAUCAAUUACCUGGAGUUUGGGAAAUCAUGGCAGGAUGUCCAGGAUGAGGAGGAUGGUCCAGAGGCGAAAGGAAAGAGGGAUGAUGAUUCAGAUUGGUCUGAUUGGGGAGAAGGGACAAAGAGCAUCAACAUUUUAUGCUUAUUCUGUGAUAUGCAGUUUGAGGAUUCUGAUACUAUUAUACUUCAUAUGAAACAAGAACACUCCUUUGACUUCACUUCAAUACAAGGCAAGGAAAUGGAGUUCUAUGACAAGAUUAAGAUCAUCAAUUACAUUCGUCGACAGGUACAUCAGCGAUGCUGUAUUAUUUGUGAAGAACAAUUUGAGUGCCAUGAGAGUCUCUUGGAACAUAUGUCUACUGCUGAGCAUUUUCAAGUUCCUCCAUCAUCUCAAUGGAAUCAGCCUCAGUAUUAUUUUCCUACAAAGGAGGAUGACAAUCUUCUUUGCAUCUUGGAGGAUGAUGAGAAAGAGCACAUUGAUGAUGUAAUACCAGAAAAUCUUGAGGUAAGUUGUUCUAUCCUAUCAGAUGAACAACUCAGGAAAACACUACAAUGAAAUUCAUCAAACUAAACACAAAUUGACAUGGAGAC
Molecule: messenger RNA, 1643 nt
Organism: Darwinula stevensoni
Lineage: Eukaryota; Metazoa; Arthropoda; Ostracoda; Podocopida; Darwinulidae
Source: the annotation of a GenBank genome assembly